Messenger RNA from Arabidopsis arenosa, 1016 nucleotides. The record is from the annotation of a GenBank genome assembly. Lineage: Eukaryota; Viridiplantae; Streptophyta; Magnoliopsida; Brassicales; Brassicaceae.
GGUUUGAUUUGCUUUGAAGGUUCUAAACAGCUCGUGAUUUGGAACCCUACUAUGAAACGAUUCUUCACUUUACCUGAGCCUCAAGGCACCGGAGACGAAUACUACGUAGGAGGGUUUUUGGGAUAUGAACCGGUUGAGGGUAAAUACAAAGCAUUGUGCAUUGUCAGAGGAUGGAACACUCAAGUUCUUACAUUGGGAGUUCAAGAAUCAUGGAGAGUAGUAACCAAAGGUGGCUUUGUCCAUUGGCCUACUAAAGACACUGGACGAUGCAUUAAUGGAGUAAUCUACUAUAAAGCUUUUGAUAUGGCUCCAAGGCAUGUUAUAAUUGGCUUUGAUCUCAGAUAUGAAGAGUUUAAACUGAUUGAGUUUCCGAUGCGUGAUUAUGACUGCUUUCUUAUGGUAUCUUAUGAGGGAAGGUUGGCUUUGAUAAGUUCCACUAGUUCUGUUGUUGAAAUAUGGAGUUUGGAGGAUGCAGGGAAUCGAAAAUGGUCGUAUGGACAGUUUCAUUUAAGUCUUUCUCCUAACAAAUAUCUGAAGUGGUUGGAUCUUAAGGGUGUUACUGAUGGUGGUGAGCUCAUUUAUACAGGAAUGAGUUUGAAUGAAUCGUUCUGUGUUGUGUAUUUUGACCCGAAGAAAAACAGUAUAAGAGAAACUAAGUUUCGAGGAAUCACGGGUAACGAGAUUUGGCAACCUGAUAGACUUGGAUUUGAUCUUGUGAAUGACUUUUAUGUUUUACCAAAUCACAUUGAGAGUUUCAUUUCAUUUUAAGAGCUUGCAUGAGUGUUCUUUAGAUCCUUUUUGUAACCACUGAUUGAUUGAUCCCAUUGGAGAUCCCAAUAUGUUUUAAUCUGGAUACUUUAUAAACAAGCUAUGGUUGGUACGUAAUAGAAGAAAACUAUACAUAGAGUGAUAGAGAGACUGUAAUAUGUGUUUAAGAUUGAACCUAAGAUUCUUCUGUUCUAUGUCUAGCAAUUUUCAUGUGAUCCUUUUCUCAAAAAUAGAAAAGAGAUUUCUUG